UCAAAGGAUUUGCUUUCGCUUCUGAGAGAGCCGCUAUUCUUUGAUGAUUGGGUAGCGGCAAACUUCAAAGCCAUAAAUCUUCCCUCUGACUGGCUGGCGGCCCAGCAAAGUCCUUAUCAAAUUCUUGGAGGUGAUCCUGAAGCGCUCAGACCUCGCGCGGGUCGAGCGAGCGCGGCGCGGCAAGGGGCGCCGGCGGGGAGGGCCCCCGCGCACAGAGCGGGCGUCGGGGAGGGACGCUGGGCGGCCUCUCGUUCUCGCCUUCGGGUCUCCAUGCCUCGGUGGCGCCCUGCUCCGCGUCGAGCGGUCCGCCAGCUGUAGCCAUGGCCGCCGUGGCAGUUCUCCGGAACGACUCGCUACAAGCCUUCCUCCAGGUCAGGGUGGGGCCGUGGGGAGGGCUCCGUGUAUCCUCAGUCUCAAAGGGAACCCCACUCAGUGGGUGCCCCUGGAGUUAGACCUAGGCAGAAAGCUCGGAGAGGUGUUGCCCACGCAAACUUCACACCUAACCUGUUAGCAAGAGUGUGGCCUUUGGGGGAGGGUUUUGCGGAGGUGCGCGACUGGCCGAAAAGAAGGCCAGAGCUCAUCCUGCUACGCCCUCCUGCUAAUUUCAGCCUGCUGCGGGCCAGGGAGAAGCGCGAGGGUAGCGUGGAAACCGAGAACUUAGAGAGAAGAGAUGGGGAAGGCGGAAGAUUUCCAGACCGCUGAGCGGCCCGUAGGUUUCCAAUCCCGUCCCACUUUGCGCCUGCUUCCUCUAAGGCUAGAUGGGCACUCUCCGCACUAAGUAGUUUUGCAGGAAGAGCUCCCGCGCCUCACUUUCAGGACCGCACCCCCAGCGCCUCCCCAGACCUGGGCAAGCACUCUCCCUUGGCGCUGCUGGCCGCCACCUGUAGCCGGAUCGGUCAGCCGGGCGUUGCGGCGCCCCCGGACUUCUUGCAGGUGCCCUACGACCCCGCCCUGGGCUCGCCCACUAGGCUCUUCCACCCGUGGACAGCCGACAUGCCGGCGCACUCGCCGGGCACGCUGCCACCCCCACACCCCAGCUUGGGGUUGACGCCGCAGAAGACGCACCUGCAGCCAUCCUUCGGGGGGGCGCACGAGCUGCCGCUCACACCCCCAGCCGAUCCCUCCUAUCCCUACGAAUUCUCGCCGGUUAAGAUGCUGCCCUCGAGCAUGGCGGCGCUGCCCGCCAGCUGCACUCCUGCCUACGUGCCCUACGCGGCUCAGGCCGCGCUGCCUCCAGGCUACUCCAACCUGCUGCCCCCGCCGCCGCCGCCCCCUCCACCCACCUGCCGCCAGCUGUCUCCUAACCCGGCCCCCGACGACCUUCCGUGGUGGAGCAUUCCGCAGGCAAGCGCCGGACCUGGAGCCUCCGGGGUUCCGGGGGGCGGGCUCCCCGGAGCCUGUGCUGGGGGCCCACACGCGCCCCGCUUUCCCUCUUCCACCGCGGCAGUCGCCGCGGCAGCUGCCUUACAGCGGGGCCUGGUGUUGGGCCCGUCGGACUUUGCGCAGUAUCAGAGCCAGAUCGCCGCGCUGUUGCAGACCAAGGCCCCCCUGGCGGCCACGGCCAGGAGGUGCCGCCGCUGCCGCUGUCCCAACUGCCAGGCGGCGGGCGGCGCCCCCGAGGCGGAGCCAGGCAAGAAGAAGCAGCACGUGUGCCACGUGCCGGGCUGUGGCAAGGUGUACGGCAAGACGUCGCACCUGAAGGCGCACCUGCGUUGGCACACGGGCGAGCGGCCCUUCGUGUGCAACUGGCUCUUCUGCGGCAAGAGCUUCACGCGCUCAGAUGAGCUGCAGCGGCACCUGCGGACUCACACCGGCGAGAAGCGCUUUGCCUGUCCCGAGUGCGGCAAGCGCUUCAUGCGCAGCGACCACCUCGCUAAGCACGUCAAGACGCACCAGAAUAAGAAGCUCAAAGUUGCAGAGGCCGGGGUCAAGCGGGAAGAUCCCCGGGAUCUGUGAGCCCACCCGCGGGUACCCACGAAGCUUCUCCCGCCUCGGACCUCCUUCCCAGCACCUCUGCGGGGGAGGUUCUGUGGGUCCGAGGCCUGAGGGGAGCGGGCCGCGGGGAGACCCAGCAGAUAAACCCUUCCCGCUGCCCUUCUCCUCAAGUGGCGCCAGUUUCCCAGCUUCCCCAGCCCUGGGACGGGGUCCCCGUGCCCAGGAGGAGCAAGGGACGUAGGGGUGGAAACUGGGACCACUUGGAUCACCGUUGGGAGUCCUGUAUUACCCCGGGUCGGUUCCAAGCUUUGAACAAUUCUGUCAGGGAGACCUACAGUUCUUGGAGACCACCUUAGGCUGGCCUUGUAUAUAGAAAACGCCUCUCUGGAAUAAAGCGGAAGGACCUUGGGAGAUUUAAAAUAGUGCCCGGGGUUUUGCUAGGACCUGCCCGGGCUUUGUACAGGUUAUUUAAUAGCUUUGUUAAAGAAUAAUUAUAAUAAUUAUAGCAUUAAUAAAAACGGUACUUUUGUCUUCAGCUCCAUGCAGAGCUCCAGCAUGAGAUGUCUCUGUAAAGCGAUCAGCAUUUGCAGCAUGAAAAUAAAUACGUUAACUGUGGGGUCACCUCGAGGAGACCCCGCUGA
Messenger RNA from Choloepus didactylus (southern two-toed sloth), 2576 nucleotides. It is a transcript of the gene SP5, whose product is annotated as Sp5 transcription factor. Bases 994 to 1956 code for a protein of 320 amino acids. Gene Ontology annotation, molecular function: DNA-binding transcription factor activity, RNA polymerase II-specific; RNA polymerase II cis-regulatory region sequence-specific DNA binding. The record is from RefSeq and is a predicted model, not a curated record. Gene Ontology annotation, biological process: regulation of transcription by RNA polymerase II. The transcript is spliced from 2 exons. Lineage: Eukaryota; Metazoa; Chordata; Mammalia; Pilosa; Megalonychidae.